CUUUGCCCACGGCUGGGCGCGGGGAUUUGGGGAAUAUCGGGAAUUUCGGGAUUUUCCCGGCGGCGAUCGCGAUCCCGAUCCCGCUCCCAGAGCGCGGGUUCCCGCCCGCGCCGCGCCGCUCCCGCCGGCGGGGGCGCUGCUCCCGCGCCGGGCCCGGCAGCGGCGCUCCGCCGCCUCCCCUCUGUGGUGCGGCCGGGCGGGGCCGGCUCCAGGCGGCCGCUCUAGCCCGGCGCCCGCGCGCUCCGCGCCGCUGGGGCUCUAUGGCGGGGGCCCCUGGGCGCGCACUCUAUGGUCGCGGCCCGCCCCCGCCGCCGGCGCCGCUUCCCUGAGGCGGGACCGGGCCGGGACCGGGGCCGGGACCCGGCGGCGGCUCCGGCGCUCCCCACGCGCGGCCCUGCGGGGCUCUGAGCUGAUGAUGGAAGAGGUGCACAAGGGCGGCAGCAGCAGCUCUGUUACGUCCCAGCCCUCAGCUGUACAAGGUACAACCCUGCAGGCAGCUCAGCUCUCUCAUAUUGCUCAACAGAUGUCUCUCAGAGGUUCUGCUCCCCUCACAGUCGUUCAGCUUCCUGGAGAGCAAGUCCAGGUCCAGGGAGUCAUUCAGACAGCUCAGUCCUCCUCUGUGAUCCACUCCCCUCAGGUGCAAACCGUGCAGGUAUCUUCCUUAUCUGAGAGUGAGGAUUCUCAGGACUCCUCAGACAGCAUUGGCUCCUCUCAGAAGGCUCGAGGCAUCUUGGCUCGUCGUCCAUCCUACCGAAAAAUUUUGAAAGAUCUUUCUUCUGAAGACACACGGGAUAGAAAAGGAGAUGAGGAAAGUCCUGGGGUCUCCACUGUCGCCUCCAUGUCCGUUCCCACGCCCAUCUACCAGACAAGCACUGGACAGUACAUUGCCAUCGCAGCCAACGGGCUGCAGCUGGCGGGGCCGGGGGCGGACGGGGUGCAGGGGCUGCAGACCCUGACCAUGGCCAACGCCGGCGGCUCCCAGCCCGGGACCACCAUCCUGCAGUACGCCCAGACCUCGGACGGGCAGCAGAUCCUGGUGCCCAGCAACCAGGUGGUGGUGCAGACUGCCUCUGGGGACAUGCAGACGUACCAGAUCCGCACCACGCCCACCACCUCCUCCCUGCCCCAGACCGUGGUGAUGACAUCCCCUGUCACUCUGACAUCCCAGAGCAGCAAGACAGAUGACCCACAGCUGAAACGAGAGAUCAGGCUGAUGAAGAACAGAGAAGCUGCCCGGGAGUGCCGUAGGAAGAAGAAGGAGUAUGUGAAAUGUUUGGAAAAUCGAGUGGCAGUCCUGGAAAAUCAGAACAAAACUCUAAUUGAAGAGCUAAAAACUUUGAAAGAUCUUUACUGUCAUAAAAGUGUGUAAGAAGAGAAGGUAAAAACCUUUGGGGACUGGUGAAAUAUCAGAGGAGAAUUUUUUUUUUAUACUGAAUUUUUUAAACUAGAUGAAAGGUCAAAAAUGAAACUUUUCUACCUAGAUUUCACAGCUCAAAGACUCUAUAGAUUUUCUUUACAACAUGUUGGUGACAAAGUACAAAGAGGAAACAAGAAAACCUCACCAAAAUUCCUGCUGGCACAACUGGAAACUGCUGAAUUCAAGAUUGCAGCUACAGUGGAAGGACAGUCACGUGUGGCAAGGCAGGUGAUGAGAGUUUCUUUGAAAAUUCCUAGGAAUGCCUCUAAUAAGGGAGGCAAAAUUUGGUUACAAAGAAAACAUGGAUGAAACAGAAUCCUUGCCAGAGCUGACAUUAUUAGUAACAUUUAUAACCAGUGUAUGUUUUGAUUUCUUACUCUUUUUCAAGCCUUUUUCCUUCAGUUAUUUGUCUGUAAAUAUUUUUAUUUUAACCUGUAAGUUGGUAUUUACAGGUGCAGAUGAUAAAAAAGCUGAUACUUUGCUCGAGGUAUAAAUUAUGUUUUUACUCUUUCUCAGAUGACAAUUUUAAAAGUUGGGAUGAUUUUUUUUCCAUGUUUGCCGUGUUUAUCAGAUUGGGGAAGGAUCUGCAGAAGGCAGCAAGAGGCCUGGUCCUGGAAAUGUCUGAGGCACAGAAAAUUGUGUUGAUUUUCCUAGAGAAUUCAACACAUCAAUGAUCUUAAAGCACAGUGUGAGGGACAAGGAUGGGUGACAACAGUUCUGAAGAAUUUCUGAGAUUCAACUUCUCAAAGUUUUUAAUUUCACAGGAGUUUGUUCUUAGUUCUGGGCAUGAGGAACAUCGAUCAUUGAAAAUUAAAUUGUGUGCUGAUCAUAUCUACAAUUAAAGACUCAGAGCUUGUCCUGGCUGGGGAUUCUCCUGGGCUUUGGAACAUGAAACCAAAUAGAAGAAAAAUGAUGUAGUGAAAAAUGAAAGAUCUAUACCAAAGGGUCAUGAGGUUCUAAUCUCUGGUUUAUUGCUGGAAGUAGUGCAAAAUUACAAUUUCCAGCCUAAUUUUGUAAGGUAGGAGCUAUUUUGCAAAGUAAUGGUAUCUUUGUAAGCAAAUACUAUAUUGCAAACAGGGAGAUGGUUGGUAUAUUUUGUAGCUAAAUUGUGAUCUUUACAAAACCUGAAAUUGAGUUUCUAUACGUAUUUUGACAGUUUAUAUCUUUCAUUUUAGUAACCAAAUGAAAUAUUUUGUGAACCAGAUUUUCAAGGAUAUAUUUUUAUGGAUAGAACAAAGUCAAAUGAGAUCCUCUUUGGUGUAGGAGAUACUUGAAUUAAUUUUGUAUGUCUGUAGGCAACUUGCAGAAAAAACAGAUCCUAAAGAGUAUUGGGGGGGGGAAAAAGAGGGAAAAAAAAAAAAGAAAUUAGGGCUUUUUACUCCCCAGAGUUGACAAUAUCUGCACAUUAGAUCUCAUUGUGUCAGAGAGUCCAGUUUGUACAAUUUAAAUUUGUUUCAGGUGAAAAUCAAAAGUUUAACAUGAUCAGGACUCCUUUACCUGGGGGAUUUCCAUUCUUGGAGACCCCCAGGGCUGUCUGGCUGUGGGCAGGACACGGUCCUGGGCAAGGUGUGACCCUGCUGGUCAGGCCGUGGUCUUGGGCAGGUGCUGUAGGUGACUGCAGUGCUUCUUGCAUGAGUAAUAAACCAUUUUCCUAGCUGGGAUUGAAUCCUGCUUCCAGUUCUGUCAGCGGGAAUUACACAAUGACUGUUCUGCUGUUCUGAGGUGUUAGAGCUCCGUGUGUGUCGUGCUAGCUCAGAUCUGGAUGGAAUUCCAAGCUGUGCUCCCUCCCUGGAUGUGUAAUCCCAUGGUCAGUCAGUAUUUUUGAUUUACUCCUUUGGGAAUUAAUGGACUUUUAGCAAGCAGAGCUCUUUGCCAUGAGGAAUCUGCAUUCCACAAUCUCCUGGUUAGUGGGCUAGAAAAGGAUAUUUUUUUUUCCCCUGAAGUUCCUAAGCCUCUGUUGUGGGCACAAGUCCCAGUGCAUUUCCUUUAGGCCAGGCUGGAGUGGGACUCCUGGUUGCCAUCAUGUCAGAAAAAAAGCUUUGUGACACAUCAGAAAUAAGGUUGGGAAAGUCCUAAACUGAGGGAGCUGCUCCUGGAGAGGUGUCGGUGUUUCCCGUUUCUUUGGUGGAAUUUCAGGAGAGUUGAACAGCCUGGAAUGUGCCUGGAACAUGCACCUCAGAGAACUGGACCUUUCCUCAGCUGUGUGUAACCUGGCAUGUGGGAGAGGGUUUGACCUACAGUUCUGAACUGCUUUGGGAACUCUGUGGUAGCUGAUCCUCACUGUGUUCUCUUUUUUCCUUUUGUAAGAUGGAACAAUAAUAAACAAAAACUAUCAAGUGUUAAGACUGUAAAAACCUGGUGGCCAAUUCUUCUUGUAUCCAGCAAGGGAAGCACCUGUCCUGCCAGACACACCAGGAGUCCAUUUUUAUACUCUUAAAAUACUGUGUUGGAAAGAACAGCUGGUUUUUCAUCAUGGGAAUAUUAAACAGUAACACAAGUUCGCUCUUUAAGCACUGAUCAUGAAGUUCUUAGUUUGGAUUUACUUUCAAAUCUCGAUUUUAAAGAGUAAAAUCUCAUUCCUGAGGGUAAAAGAUGCAGCAGCUGAUGCUGUUCUGCUGGUUGGUUCCAAACAGUCCGUGCUUUCCAUGAAUUGUAAAUAGUUGUUGAAACAAUUAAUGGUUGCAAAUUUUGAUCUUGGUAAAUAAAGUCGCUAAAAUAUUAUAA
Messenger RNA from Passer domesticus (house sparrow), 4141 nucleotides. It is a transcript of the gene ATF1, whose product is annotated as activating transcription factor 1. The coding region runs from base 413 to 1369 and encodes 318 amino acids. Lineage: Eukaryota; Metazoa; Chordata; Aves; Passeriformes; Passeridae. The transcript has 8 exons. The record is from RefSeq and is a predicted model, not a curated record. Gene Ontology annotation, molecular function: DNA-binding transcription factor activity, RNA polymerase II-specific; RNA polymerase II cis-regulatory region sequence-specific DNA binding; protein binding. Gene Ontology annotation, cellular component: nucleus; ATF4-CREB1 transcription factor complex. Gene Ontology annotation, biological process: regulation of transcription by RNA polymerase II.